This is a messenger RNA of Triticum dicoccoides, 774 nucleotides long. RefSeq names its product jasmonate O-methyltransferase-like. The transcript has 3 exons. The record is from RefSeq and is a predicted model, not a curated record. Lineage: Eukaryota; Viridiplantae; Streptophyta; Magnoliopsida; Poales; Poaceae. Gene Ontology annotation, molecular function: methyltransferase activity. The annotation marks the transcript as partial.
AACGCUGAGCAGAACAGGAUGAAGCCUCUGAUAGAAGAGGCAAUCAUUGACUUAUGCAGCAACACCAACACCUUGUUGCACGGGAAGAUGGUGAUCGCGGACUUGGGCUGCUCCUCUGGUCCGAAUGCGCUAGCACUGGUAUCUACUGCCGUCAUGGCCAUCCAUUGCCGCUGCCUUCAUUUACAACAGCCACCACUGGAAGUGUGUGUGCUCCUCAACGACCUGCCUGAUAAUGACUUCAGCACAGUGGUGAAGAGCCUGGUCACACUCCGUCAAAGUAACGAGCCUGUCGUCGUGACCGGUAUCAUACCGGGGUCGUUUUACGGAAGGUUGUUCACUAGUGGCUCCUUGAAUCUCGUGUGCUCAUCCUGUAGCCUGCAUUGGCUCUCAAAGGUUCCUGAAGUUCUAAUAAGGGAUCACAUCCCGGCAUACGACAUCGAUGAGCAAGCUAGGCGUGAAAGGCUCCCCAUGGUCCAUGAGGCUUAUGCACACCAGUUCAAGACUGACUUCACACAUUUCCUUAAGCUGAGAGCUAAAGAAUUAGCUCCAAGUGGCCGAAUGAUUGUGUCUGUUAUUGGGAGGCCUUCUGAUGGAAGCACCUUCGAAUUCUUUCACAUAUGGGAAGUCAUAGCUCAAACUCUAAGUAUCAUGGUCUCAGAGGGUGUGAUUGAUAAAGAGAAGUUUGAUUCUUUCUACGUCCCGAUGUACGGACCUUCUAGUGAGGAGAUGAGGGCGAUCAUCCAAGAAGAGGGCUCGUUUUCAAUGAGGGAGAUG